GAGGGGUGUCCGGAGGGACGCGGCACCUCCCAGACUUACAAGCGGCUCUCUGUGCGAUUUGCUCACGUCCGGACCGUGGGCCUGCUGAUGGGUGCACCCCGGCCUCAGUUUGCCCUCCCCAAGGAGGCCUGUGGCUUGUCCUGGCUCAGGAGACACCUGCCUGGGGACGUGCCGGCCCCCAGGGACCUGGCUCCCUCAGCAAAGAGAGUAGAGCUGUCACGUGGUAUCGCAGGCCGGCGCUGACUCCAGGCGAGACCUGCAAACGGGCUCCAGUGCGGGUGCAACCCAGGCCCAUGCGAGGAGGCCACCCGAUGUCGGGGGGGGGGGGCACCUUCUUCACCCACGCUCAAGCUCCCUCCGGGCGCACGGUCAAGGCUGACGCUGCCAGGGGGUCCAGUGCGAAUGCUGAGUCUGCCCUCAGGCUCCUGAUCUGCACCCUGCGCAUGGUAACUGACCCACAUGCUGCCGUGUGCCGAAGGCCUGCCUCGUGCAAAUGCAGGAUCGCCCAGAGUCACGUGGGCCGAGCUCAGACACAUGUGAUUCCCUUCAUGGAGGCAUCUAGUCUCGGCCAGUCUGCAGACGCAGGAGCAAGCCGAGUCCUGGUCCCUUGGGUCGGGGCUGGUCUGGGUGUGCUUUGCAAACACUGGAAUCUUCUGGAAACAGAGGCGGUGGCUGCAGAGGGGAUGCUCGUGGGUGUGCUUUGCAAACACUGGAAUCUUAUGGAAACAGGAGAUGGCUGCACAGGGGAUGCUCCGGGGUGUGCUUUGCAAACACUGGAAUCUUCUGGAAACAGAGGCGGUGGCUGCAGAGGGGUUCUUCAUGUGUCUCCUUUGCAAACACUGGAAUCUUCUGGAAACAGGUCAACGUGACUUUGAUUUGGCCGAUGCCCUCGAUGACCCCGAACCCACCAAGAAGCCAAGCUCAGAUAUCUACCCCAGACCGAAGCCCCCGUAUCACCCACAGCCAGGCAUGCCCGACAACAGCGGAGGUAUCUACCCCAGACCGAAGCCCCCGUAUCACCCACAGCCAGGCAUGCCCGACAACAGCGGAGGUAUCUACCCCAGACCGAAGCCCCCGUAUCACCCACAGCCAGGCAUGCCCGACAACAGCGGAGGCAUCUACCCCCGGCCGAGGCCACCCCCGCGCCCCCAGCCCGGCGGUUCCGACAGCGGUGGAGGUUACUUUGGGAACAGGGACCAGGAUGACGGCCGCUACCCGCCCAGGCCCAGGCCGCCCGCAGCUGGCGGUGGUGGCUACUAUCCCAACAAUGACGGCCACGGAAAUGCCUAUGGAGGAGGGCGUUCUAGACCCAACUCUUACGGAAAUAAUUAUGGCGGAGACGGAUACUCCACGUACGGCAACCAGCAAGGUAACACGAUAGCGAAAAUCGUGUCCCCCAUCGUGUCCGUGUUGGUGGUCAUGCUGGUGGGUGCUGCCACGGGGUGGUUCCAGCGAAACAGGAGGAGAAAUUGUUUCAGGACGAGAGAACCAGAGCACGUGUGACGGCUUCAGGAUCCCGCGGUUGCUUUGAGAGAAGCUCAGUGUAGACGAGGUCCCCGUGUAUCGCUCCCGUGACAGCUCCUUCCAUUGCGGACGUCAUCGCCACCCUAAAGCGUCUCUGUCUGGAGGGGACCGAUCGCCUGACAAAGAAUUUCUGAUCCGCCGGGCAGGGGAGGGGGGUGUUUAUAAAGACAAGUUAGCCAAGCCUUGGGUCCUAAGAAGACGGUCUGACCUGCACAUUCGAUGACUCCUUUGACCAGAUUGCGAGGCUGUGGUGGGUUCCCCAGAACUACCUCACGGUGCAGGAUGCGCAUUGUCCCAAAGUACAACAGGGGUGCAAAGGCAUAAGGGGUCUCGGGCUGGGGGGUGCUGUCUCCUUUUGGGGGUUUCGGGGGACCCUCCGAGGGUUUCCAGUGGGCUCUGGGGAGAAACCUGAUCCAUGGGAAGUCUUCCCCAAGGAGUCAGCACCCCCCACUUCCAUUCCCGCUGCUCAGUGCUGGCCGUGACCAUGUAACCCUUAUUAGCACACAGUAAGGCUGGCAUUUCCAGUUGCUGGUGCAUACACUCCCUGAUGUGCAAGACAUCGUGGGCAAUCUGUGCAGACUUUUUCUCUUUUUUUCCUGCGAAAUCUUAGGAUUUCGGUAUUUUGGGAAGGGAGAAAAUUGGGGCUGGCAGUCAUGAUUUGUGCCUGUUGAGUCUUCCCGUAUUAUUUUUCAUGUGAUAGUCUGUAGGCAACUGUGUUGAAGGCAAUGGCAUCCUUUUCCUUGGUUUCUACUUUUUUCCGCCCCUUUUUACUGGAGUAGAAAAUUCUAAGUCCUCAGGCAUCUAAAAAGCAUACUAGGUAUUUGCUUCUAUUUUAGCGACAUUUUAGGGGAAGCUGGGAAAAAGGAAGGAUUUGGGCUCAUUGAUAGAGUUUCAUUCAAUUAACAUAAAUGCUUAUAGGACUUUCGGAGUUUGCCCUAAAUAUCAGCACUGAACAUAAAGAUAGUUACUGCAAUCCAGAACUCAUCAGGAGGACCCAGGAAAGUCCUAAAUUGUUGUAUGCACCAUGCUCAUGGUUAUGGACUAGGAGGUAGGUCUCCAGGGAGGACUUGAAUGCAGAAAGACCUAGAAAUACCUCCCCAAAUAGAAAAGGGAAUUUACAGCUAACGCUCUUGAUGUGAUGUGAUUCAUAUGUGAUUGGAGCACUUUCAAGAUGGCCGUGGUUACCAUCUGGUUGCUAUCGGGAUGGGAAUGUCCUCCGACGUUUCUCCAGUGUCCCCAUCGAGUGACAAAGCCUCGUGGCCCCAACACUCUUUCUGCAGUCUUUUCUGUGGGUUUCGGUAGGAGUUUAUUUUGAGUCUUGAUAAAAAGUAUGCGUGUGUGUGGACAGACAGACACAUGCACACCAUCACAGACACUCCUGGACGGAAUGGAAGCAUUCAUAACGACAUACGUCCAUCGGUUUCCUGUAACUGCCAUAAGUACAUUUUUAUCGUGUAAAAGAAAUGUAAAAAAAAAAUAAAGUAAAAAGACGUCUUCUUUGUUUCCCACCGACGUUGAUGAAACAGCACUGGAAAAUAAAAAUCAUAAGGCAUCGAGUAAA
Messenger RNA from Felis catus (domestic cat), 3085 nucleotides. RefSeq names its product Xg glycoprotein (Xg blood group) (gene XG). The record is from RefSeq and is a predicted model, not a curated record. Gene Ontology annotation, biological process: positive regulation of neutrophil extravasation; T cell extravasation; homotypic cell-cell adhesion. The transcript has 13 exons. NCBI's taxonomy places the organism in Eukaryota, Metazoa, Chordata, Mammalia, Carnivora, Felidae. Bases 733 to 1503 code for a protein of 256 amino acids.